AUGGGGAAAAAGUCGCCGUUCUCCGAUAUUGAAGCGGCUCGUUAUCCCCCGCCACCACCGCCUACUUUCUACAUGCCACCGCCAACACAAUGGUUCUCAUGGUUGGUGCCACUCUUUUUUUUAGCCAAUAUUGCAAUGUUCGUGUAUAGCAUGUAUAUCAAUGAUUGCCCUGGCUAUUUGAAUGAAGAUGAUUGCCUUUGGUAUCAAUAUUUGGGAAAAUUUUCUUUUCAACCUUUCAAUGAAAACCCUCUCCUUGGCCCUUCUGUCCGCACGUUGAGGGUAUUAGGAGCUCUUGAAAGGGACCUUGUGGUGGGUGAAAAUGAAGUAUGGCGGUUCAUUACUUGCAUGUUUCUUCAUGCAGGAGUUAUACAUUUACUUGCUAAUAUGUUUAGUCUUUUAUUCAUAGGAGUUCGCCUUGAGAAUGAAUUUGGAUUUUUGAAAAUUGGAGUACUAUAUUUGCUUUCUGGCUUUGGUGGAAGUUUGUUAUCUAUUUUGCAUAUGGGAGAUGUUAAAGCACCAAACACCGUAUCAGUUGGUGCAUCAGGUGCACUUUUUGGACUUCUGGGAGCCAUGCUUUCUGAGCUUCUAACCAAUUGGACUAUCUAUUUAAAUAAGUGUGCAGCUCUAACAAGUCUACUGCUCAUUAUUGGCCUAAAUUUGGCUGUUGGAUUUAUACCUCAUGUGGACAAUUCAGCUCAUAUAGGAGGAUUCCUAUCUGGAUUUUUCCUUGGCUUUGUUAUUUUAAUGCGCCCUCAAUUUGGUUAUGUGAAUAACAAAUAUAUACCACCAGGAUAUGAUGCAAAACGUAAAUCCAAGUAUAAAGGCUAUCAGUAUUUCUUCCUGGUCUUGUCAGUCAUUACGCUACUUAUCGGAUAUGCCUAUGGCUUAGCUACAUUGUACAUAGGAGAAUCAAAUGAUGUAUUUUCCUACUUAGGGAAUACUGAAAGUUGA
Molecule: messenger RNA, 951 nt
Organism: Medicago truncatula (barrel medic)
Lineage: Eukaryota; Viridiplantae; Streptophyta; Magnoliopsida; Fabales; Fabaceae
Product: RHOMBOID-like protein 5
Exons: 5
Coding region: 1-951 (316 amino acids)
Biological process (GO): proteolysis
Cellular component (GO): membrane
Molecular function (GO): serine-type endopeptidase activity
Source: RefSeq, a predicted model, not a curated record